GUCAGGAGUGGGUAUACUUCUCUACUGUUUCCCAUUUCUGAGACUGUUUUUGAAAGAGCCAUCUGUGAUUAGUUGAUUAGAUGAAAAAAAUGCACAGUAAAUUAAUUGGCAUGUAAAAUACAUUAAAAUACUUUGAAUUAAUUGAAACUCUUAAGGUUUUGAGAGACAUUCUAUAAAUGCAGACUUAUUGUUGUUGAAUUGAGAUAUAUAUUAUGUUGUCUUUGUACAUAUUUUGGUUUGAUUAGCAUUUUGAAAGUAGUUAAAUUAUUAAACUUGUGUUCAGUGAUUGAACAUUGAAGCACUUGCAUUAAUUUAUUAAGCAAUUAUUUGAUUUUUAAAGAUUUUUGUAUGAUUUGUACAGAUCUGCUGUAGUGGAUCCUAGUACAAAUGUCUAUCUUUUAGAUAUUACAGUGAUGUACAAGUGUGUAUGCAUUUAAAUUAAUGCAAAAUGUUCUUAUGCCAAAAGAUAAAUCAAGUUCUACAUAUAAAAACCACAAGAAUUAUUCAGAUAAAUUCAUGUUCAGAGUGUCUGUGAUACUUGAGAAUAGAAAAUUAUCUGUUUUCCUAAAUGGUGUAUGUGGAUAUGUACUCAAUGGAUGUGGUAUGCAAUCUAGAGAUUAAGACUUCAAAUGCAUCAGCUGAAUUAAUCAGUGUUAUCCUGGAUUAGUAAUGAGGUCAAUAGAGAGGACUCCCUGUUGAAUAUUAAGAUGAGUAGUAUUUAUAGCCAGUCAUACCUUUCAUUCACCCAUCAUUAAACUGGGACUGCAUGAAAUAUUCAUUGAAGAAGACGUGAUAGAUGCUGGUGGAGGUGCAUACUCCAUAUUACAACAUGGAGUCGUCAACAACUAUUAGCUUUCUGAAGAGUAACAUAUCCAAUUUUGACAAUACUGAUGCCAUGAUAAACAAGACAGAUGUACUGGAUUGUAUGGACCAUAUACCACAUGUAUGGGAACUGUUCCAAGAGAUUCCUACUUUUGCCAUAAUACUGCUGGUAGCCUGUUCUAUUGUUUGUUUGAUAACUGGGAUAAUGGCUGUUCUUGAUUUGGUGUUCUUGUAUAAACGCAUACAAAACUCUAAACUAAGAACAAGAAUUCUUAUCAUACGUGCACUAUAUGGGAUUACUUCUGUCACAUCACUUUCUGGUGCAAUGGCUCCAAGAGCUAACACAUUAGUUGAUCUAGUGGCUUCAUGUUACCUUGCCCUGUGUUUGUUCAAUUUUCUACAUGUUAUUGUGGAUUAUCAUGGGGGACAAGUUCAGUUGAUAGAAGCGUUUGCAGGCAAACCUGUUCCAUUGCGAAGUCCUCCAUGUUGCUGCUGCUGCUUCUGCUUGCCAACAAUAGAACUAGACAGGCAUAAAUUCAACUGUAUCAAAUGGUUGGUGAGACAGGUGAUCAUUGUUUGUCCAAUGUUGGUGUUUGUGGCUGCGGUACUUUGGGCAAAUGAUCUUUUUACCACACGACUACAGGCAAAUGCUGGUCCUGUCCAGUUCGUGUAUUCCAUGAUAAAGCUUGUCUCCCAACUAACUGCUAUCUAUGGUCUAUUGUUGAUCUAUAAAAAUGUGGACCCAGUCAUAAGCCAGAAGUACAAAAUUAAAGCAAGAUUUGUGCUUCUACAGUUGGCGUUUAUUCUUACCAGCCUUCAGCCCCUUAUCCUUGGAAUAUUAGCUAUCACUGGAGUCAUAGAAUGCACACAUUUACUUCAUGCCAGUGACAGAGCUGCAAUAUUUGGCUACGCUGCACUUAUCUUUGAGAUGUUUAUUCUCUCCAUCUUUGUGACCAUAGUUUACAGAAAGGAGUUUUCCAACAAUUCAGCACAAACUUUAAUUCAGACUGAGAGUUUAUCUCAUAGUGAGAAACUUUCACAAACUUACAUUCCUAAUGGUGUUGACCAUGAUGUACAAAGAAAUGGCCAUCCAUACCACUGGGGUAUUCAUUCAAUGGUAAUUACGAAAGCCCCUUGGCAUGGUGGCAAGGAAGACAGUGACCAAAUGCUAGUAAUGGAUCAAAUCAGUGUCUGUUAACUGACAUUGAUUGCAAAGUGAAUAUUAUCUGCUGUUUAAAACAAAUAUAGAGUUUUUAAAAAUGCUGAUUGGAUGAUAGAAUAUAUUCUGUAAUGUCUUCCUUUUCUUAGGCUUUUUGUCUCUCUCACUUCGGGACCUGGUAAUGGAUUGUUAUUUGCACUGACUUUUGAGAGUGGUUUCAGUAAGUCUAUUCAGACUGCUGCCUUGGGUUAAAGAUUCAAGACUGAUCUUUGACAGGGAUCACUCAUACAUCAUGUAACAAACAGCAGCCUGUAGGCUUGGAAAAGUUCAGGCCUAGAGGUCUGUCCAAACCACCCUUUCGAUUAGGAACAAAUUGGUUUAGAUUCUUUACUACUGUUGUAAAAAAAGUCCACUUUUUCAAAUAAAAAUCCUUUGAAAUUGCUGGUUACAGCCUGGAAUAUCUAGAUCUGCAAGUCUUAUUUACUAUGGUGUUAAGCAAAUUCCAUAAGUUGCUAGUCAGAGAAAAAACAAGGAAACAGGUAAUGCAGUUGAUUUUUCUGAAUAGAAUGUUUGGUUUGUAUGAUUACCAAAUCAGUCAUAAAGCCACCAGAGAACACAUGCCCAUUUAAAUAAGAGUUCUGGCUUACAGUAAAGCAGAGCAUUUUAUCAAAAAUUUAUGCAUUACUUUUAAAGCUGUUUGAGAAAAUAGACCUUCAACAUGAUACACAAAAAUGAAAACCUUUGAGAUACACCAUUUACAACCCCAUUUUAAAGUAUUCACUGUCAGGAAGUAAGGCAAAUAAAUGUUAUUGGAGCCAUGCCUUUGAGAAUAAUGCCCCACAAAUGGGGAAAUGAUUUCAAGAGACGAUGAAAACAUUUAUUACUCUUUAGGCUUUAUUGAAAACUUAUCUACAUUGUUUUGAUAUAUAUAUCAAUAUAAGCUUAU
This is a messenger RNA of Lingula anatina, 2927 nucleotides long. RefSeq names its product organic solute transporter subunit alpha. The record is from RefSeq and is a predicted model, not a curated record. NCBI's taxonomy places the organism in Eukaryota, Metazoa, Brachiopoda, Lingulata, Lingulida, Lingulidae.